AUGACCAUGACUAAAGAGAUACCAUACUACUCCAACAACGAAGAUGGAAAUAUUGUUCGUGUAUUCAUCAUAAGACACGGUCAAACUGACCACAACGUGAAGAAGAUUCUACAGGGUCACAAGGACACUUCAUUGAAUGGGACAGGAGUGAAACAAGCUGAGCAAUUAGGUUCGUAUUUGAAAGAACGAUCUAUUGUGUUUGAUAAAGUUGCGUCUAGUGAUUUGAAAAGGUGCAAGGAGACUACUGAUACUUUAUUGAAUUUUGCAAAGAUGACUCCCGUCCCUCCCGUGGAGUACUUCUAUGGGUUGAGAGAGAGAUUUAUGGGGGUUAUUGAAGGUAUGCAUAUUAAUGAUGCUGAGAAGUAUGCAGAUAAGCAUGGGAAGGGUUCGUUCAGAGAUUUUGGUGAGAACCACGAUGAGUUCUUGGGGCGAUUGACGGGAUGCAUUGAAUCUGUGGUGGAGGAAUCGUGUAAGGAGGACGUGAAGAACUUGGCGCUAGUAAGUCACGGUGGUGCCAUUAGAGCCAUCCUGGGGUGGUUGAAGUACGAGGGUCAGAAUGCACAGAAGAUCAUCGUGUUCAACACGUCGGUGACCAUUGUGGACUAUGUCAAGGACAAGAGACAGUUCGUGGUGAGAAGCAUUGGGAACACCCAGCACCUGGGAGAUGGGGAGUUUGUGGUCAGUGACCUGAGACUUCGUUAG
Messenger RNA from Naumovozyma castellii, 702 nucleotides. Its product is annotated as phosphoglycerate mutase. NCBI's taxonomy places the organism in Eukaryota, Fungi, Ascomycota, Saccharomycetes, Saccharomycetales, Saccharomycetaceae. The transcript has a single exon. The coding region runs from base 1 to 702 and encodes 233 amino acids. The record is from RefSeq and is a predicted model, not a curated record.